ACUCACUUAACAAUUUGGACCCGCAGAAGCAGAUCGCAACGACAAAUGAUAAAGUGAACAGGCCCCUUUAGUACAUAAACUUUACUGACGUUGACAGUUCCAAAAAAAAUUAUAAUUAAAAAACAUCCUAAUUUCUAGAAAUCAUCAAAGGAAGAAUAGUUUUAUGGCGAUUGGAAAUUUCUUGAAGCGGAACCUGGUGAGCAUAACGUUCCCAACACUAGCCAUUGCUGCUAUCUACUUUGACUGGAGUCAUACCCAGGAGUGGAAGAAGCGGCAGCAGAACUAAAAUGGGCCUGUUUGGCAUCACUACUCAAUACAUAUGGUUUGCUGUACCCUUAACUGGGUUCUUUAUUGGCAAGUUCUUGGAUGACCAGGAAACUCUACGUAUGACCAAGUUCAGGGAUAAGUCUUGUCUGUACGGAGGAAGAGUAAAGGAGGGUGACCCACCAUCCUGGCCUUGAGUUUUUAUUGUAUAGUAAUGCUUCUGUAAUAAAUUAUUAGUUCAAU
Amyelois transitella is the source of this 507-nucleotide messenger RNA. RefSeq lists its product as uncharacterized. The transcript has 2 exons. Bases 288 to 461 code for a protein of 57 amino acids. The record is from RefSeq and is a predicted model, not a curated record. Gene Ontology annotation, cellular component: mitochondrion. NCBI's taxonomy places the organism in Eukaryota, Metazoa, Arthropoda, Insecta, Lepidoptera, Pyralidae.